Messenger RNA from Astyanax mexicanus (Mexican tetra), 1363 nucleotides. RefSeq names its product zinc finger, AN1-type domain 2A (gene zfand2a). The transcript is spliced from 10 exons. The record is from RefSeq and is a predicted model, not a curated record. The coding region runs from base 159 to 992 and encodes 277 amino acids. Gene Ontology annotation, molecular function: zinc ion binding. Gene Ontology annotation, cellular component: endoplasmic reticulum; cytoplasm. NCBI's taxonomy places the organism in Eukaryota, Metazoa, Chordata, Actinopteri, Characiformes, Acestrorhamphidae. Gene Ontology annotation, biological process: proteasome-mediated ubiquitin-dependent protein catabolic process; protein targeting to ER.
GCUUCAUGGCGCUCUGAUGACAUCGGAGAAAAACAGGCUCUAUAAAUCCGGCCGCUCUCAGUCCACAGAGUUUUCCCAGUUUAUUGGAGACAAACAGAGAUAGAGGGACCAAACUCAGCGCAGCUCAAUCCCUGAACGACACACUUCACCACAGUGCCAUGGAGUUUCCAGACCUAGGGGAGCAUUGCUCAGAGAAGUCCUGCAAGCAGCUGGAUUUUCUGCCGAUGAGAUGUGAUGCUUGUGAAGAAAUUUUCUGCAAAGACCACAUUACUUAUGCAAGUCACAAGUGUACUUCCUCAUAUAAAAAGGAUGUCCAGGUCCCAGUAUGUCCACUGUGUAACACCCCCAUUCCAAUUAAAAGAGGGGAAAUGCCUGAUAUCAAAGUUGGGGAACAUAUAGACCGUGACUGCAAAUCAGAUCCUGCACAGAGGAAAAGAAAGAUUUUUACAAACAAGUGUUCAAAGGGAGGCUGUAAGCAGAAGGAGAUGAUCCGUGUGACGUGUGACCAGUGCCACUUGAACUACUGUCUCAAACACAGACAUCCUCUAGACCAUGACUGUAAGACUGACAGUAAACCAGUCUCCAAGUCCGGAAAUGCUGCUUUAAUGAGAGCUCAGGGUGCUUCCAGCAGUAACACUGCAGCCUCAUCCAGUCGAGCGAGCUCCAGAAGUGUCUCUAAUGGACUGGGUGGGAAUGCCCGCCCUCAGAGCACUAGUGCACAGAGGACCUCAGCUCCAGCUUCCAUGGCUCCACCUCCAGCACAGAAUGUAAUACCUCCAUCAGCGUCCUUUCAGGCUGGACUGACGGAGGAGCAGGCUCUCCAGCGGGCGUUAGAGAUGUCACUGGCAGAAUCGGCGCGGACCACCCAGCCAUCCCUCAGUCCUCAGGAGCAGGAGGAUCUGGCCCUGGCUCAGGCCCUCGCUGCUAGUGAGGAAGAGUACCGACGGCAGCAGCAGAGACAACAGGUAUCCAGAACCCUUAGCAGUCAGUAGCAUGCUAUGCUAUGCUAUAUGCUAGCAGGACGCCGAUUAGGGGAGGGAAUCCAAGCAGUCCAACUGCCUCUUGUCUUAACAUCAGUUCCUACUGAACCAGUGCAAUCUGCCUCAAUCUGCACAAACAGCAUCUGAACCAGUUAUCUGAACACACUGAUCCUCAGUGCAACAUGGAAAUUCCUGAAUCACUGAAUGAACACAGCUGAGAACUUUUAGAUUCUACUCUUUUUGUGCUUCUUAUAUAUAAACGGACGGGAAAUGCUGCUGUUUUUCAGGGGCGUGUAAUAUGUAAAUAUUUUAUAUAGUGAUCAUGUUCAUCCAUAAUUAAAUGUAGAUGUUUCUGAGAAUAAAUUAUUUUAAUCAAAUUUAAA